Daucus carota subsp. sativus is the source of this 3926-nucleotide messenger RNA. RefSeq lists its product as uncharacterized. The transcript has 5 exons. The record is from RefSeq and is a predicted model, not a curated record. Bases 61 to 732 code for a protein of 223 amino acids. NCBI's taxonomy places the organism in Eukaryota, Viridiplantae, Streptophyta, Magnoliopsida, Apiales, Apiaceae.
UUUCCCUUUAUAUUUGGAGUAGUCGUGUGGCCUUUAUCAAUCUUCAAUUCUUCAUCUUCCAUGGCGGAAACUUGUUCUUUAGCUCUCUGCUUCUCUCCUUCACCUCUCUCUCCUCUUUCUCUCUCUAAACAAACUUCGUCCGUAACUUGUAUUUUCUCUCUUUCUCAUCCUCGUUUAAAUGCAUCCUCUUCGUCUCGAUGUGUGGGUUUCUCCGCCAGAGCUUCUUCUUCUGAUUCCAAUGGGCCCCACUUCGGAUUUUAUCCCUGGGAUCAUCCCUCUAAUUCUGACCCCGGCAUUGAAUGGGUUCCAGAAGAAAGAGUCACAUUGUUCACCGCUGAUGGGCUAGUUCAAAUAGGUGGAUCCUUGGUCCCUAAACGUGUUUCUUCUUCAGAUAGGAACCAAGGGAAAGGCAGGGCUUCUCGAAGAUUUGAACGCUUUCAAGAGAGUAACUACAUGGAUCCAGCUCAAGGAUUAUGUUUGGGUGCACUCUUUGAUAUUGCAGCAACAAAUGGGCUAGAUACAGGGAGGAGGCUUUGUAUUAUUGGAUUCUGCCGUUCCAUUGAGAUGCUUAGUGAUGUUGUGGAGGACACUGUUCUGGAGCAUGGUGGAGAGGAACCCAACAUAUGUUGGAGAUUGAGACAGGAUCAUGUCAAGCAAGGGGAAGGUGUGUGUAUAUAUAUAUUUAUGUAUGUAAGUUGUGACGUCUGUAGUUGUAUGUUUCUAGAGUUCUAGGAUAAACACAUUUUUGGAGUAGAUUAGUCAUUUUCUUUCCAGAAAGUCUGUGUGAUAUGUUUCACUAAUCUUUGCCUAUGUUAACCGGGUAUAGGUGUGGAUCUAAGGCUGUGUUCACUUGUUUGGAAUGAAAUUGGGGAGAAUGGAAUGAAAUUUGUACUAUAAAUUGGGGUGAUUAGAGAAAUUCUCUAUAAUUUUCAUUCCUUCAUUCAUUCCAUUCCUAUUAUUUGAACUAAUCUAACUAGCAUGUUUUGAAAGGAUUGCUCAUCCACUUCUUCAUUAUGUUUACCUACAAUCUUUUUUCAUCAUAAGAAAUUUAGACUCGCUCAUAUUUAUUCACUGUUGUCUCAUACUUUCUUCUUUCUCCAUAAACUUUUUAUUUAUAAUUUUCCUUUCCAUUCUCUCCUCAUUCCAUUCCAUCCAAGUGAAUGAAACCUAAGUGGUGGAUCCUUAUUUUUUAAAACUACCAUAUGCUGUAUGGAUCUGGAAUUUGAUGCAGGUGUCAAUACUCUGCAUGUAAAAUUAUCCCAAGUGAAUUUUCUAUCUUUAUCCCAAGUGAAUUUUCUAUCUUUAUAUUCAUUGUACGGUUUUCAAAAUAAUGUCAAUUACCAAUAUAUUGUAUACACCUAAUUACAGUUGUGAGAUUUAUAUAAUAAAGUCAAAAUGAUAACAUAAAUACAAGUCUCCAAGUCUCAGGGAUCCUGCUCUCUGCUCUCUAUAAACAUACAACUUUGAGGAGUCUUAUAUUUCAUCAUGAACUAGAAGUGUCUGGUUCCAUGAAGGAUUUGACUUGGAUCUUUAACCCAUGACCAAGUUAUUUGCAGUAGAAUGUGUAAGAGGACAGAAAUGGAGAGUCCGGGUAGGGGUGAGCAAAACCGAACUGAAACCGCAAAACCGAACCGAACAAUUUCGGUUCGGUUCGGUUUCAUUUUUUUAAAAUUUCGGUUAUUUCGGUUCAAAUCGAGAUUUAUAUCGGUUCGGUUCGGGUUUUGAUAUGAUAUUUUUGUUUAAACCGAAAAAACGGAAAUUUAUAUUACAUACAAAAUAAACUAGAGAUCAAGAGUGCAUUUACAGUACCUACUACUGAGUAAAUUCACUCUUUAGACAAAGACUAAAGAGCAAAUCAGAUCCCCUUCCUGUAAAUUUAACACCUGCAUUUAACUACUCUUGUUCUGGUAUCAGCCUCUUGAAUAGCACUGAGUAUAUAUUACUCCUGUAUUUUAACAAGCGCAUGUCUCUCUCUCUGAGAGAACACUUAUACAACUAUAUUUUAGUAAUUUUGUAGUCUUGAUUUCUAAAGACAGUAACUUCACCUCCUUGAAAUUAAUCGAGAUUCGACAAACAGAGUGGUUUGUACCUCUGAAUAGCUUCGUCUGGUGCCAGAUUCAUAAACCGAACCGAACCGAAAUAAUUCGGUUUGUUCGGUUCGGUUUUAAAUAAUAAUUCGGUCCAGUUCAGUUUCAGAAAAAAGCAUUAUUCAGUUUUCGGUUUUUUCGGUUCAUUUCGGUUUUGAACCGAACCGACCAAAUGCUCAGCCCUAAGUCCAGGUAACACGGUGUUUUUGGCCGCUGAAGGACAAUAUUGAAAAAGUGAAUUAUAUAAUAUUCCUUCCGUUCAGUUUAUAAAGUCCCCAGUUCCUUGUCUUUUCUUCCCAAUAAAUUGUCCCUAUAAAAUUAAUAUGGUAAAUAAAUUGUUAUGUAUGUUAAGUUUCUUAGAAACUAAUACACAUUCUUGGUAACUUUUAGCAUAUUUAUUACUCUGAUUGAAUAAAAAUGGAUUCUUACCGGUGAACAAGAAAAACAGGACGGAGGGAGUAAAAUAGUAAAAGCAUUGAACUUGAGUGUGCAUCAGAUAAAGCAGAAGCAACUUUAGAGUUCGCCAGGAAGUAAAAAAAAUAUAUGUGAGGGGGGAAUGAGAGGAAAUUUGUUGCUCUUGCCUUUCAAAGAAUUUUAGGCUCCGUAAUAAAUAGUGAACCAUAUAUAUCUGGGCUGUGUGUAUAUCGUGUAAAAUUUUUGAGAUGAUAGAUCUGAUAAAAACAAGAUAGACUCUAUGGGGGAAAUCAGCCACUGGUGACAAAUACCAUGUAGCCUUUGGGUUGGAAAUUAAGAUCCCCGUCCCAAUGAGAAUCCGUAGUGGAAUAUGAGCUGUGUGUGCUAUGUAUCUAUCUGAAUGUUUCCAGACGGAAUAGAAGCUCCCACCAUACCAUUUCGUUGCACUGUCGUAUUGUGCUUUAAGAACUGAAGAUAGAGAACUGCCAAAGCAGCCCUUUGCUAUACAGUAACACUAGCUUGAUCUCUGAUAAGUACCAACCUGGAUCUGAAAAUAGAGACCACCAUCAAGAUGGGUACUGCUGCUGGAUUAAUUUCUGCUGAAAGAUACUUAAGCAUCAAGGUUCAAGUGGACAGGUUAAUGCGGAGUCUCACCACUGUAUGAAUCAUGAGUGGGAUAUACCUUUCCUGUUAAAUUACCAAGACAAUAUAAAUAUACUUUUAAUAUGUCAUAGUGAAUGUAAAAUUUUUACUAAGAUAUAUUGCUUAUAAUUUGUCAGAAGUGAUAUCCAUUUUGAAUUUUUCUCGUAACAAAACAGCUCUAACCUCUUGACAUGUCAGGACACACUACUGUUUCUUGGACCUUGUUUUAGUUGCAUAAAAUAUACAGUGCAUUCAUAAGUUCACAUGUUCGGCAACAUACAUUAGGUGAGUGAUCAAAACUUUGAAAAUAUUGACAGUACACAAGAAUCAUAAGUGCCAUAUACGAUUAUGUAAGUACACAAAAUUCAGCUUGAUGAUACUAAUGAAGGAUUAAUGUAUAAUUUAGCGGUGAAAUCAAAUGUCAUUGAUCCAAGAAAUAAUUAUGUAGUUAAAAAUACUAGUAUCUUAUAUAUAUACAAAGGAUCAGUUUAUGAUUCUAUGGCUUGUUUAUCUGACUUGAGUACAUUUGUUUCCACAAAUCGGUCUUACUCCAUGUUUCUCUUGUGACAGCUUAUUUUAGUUUGGAGAAACACCAGUUAUCUUUUUGAGUUUUGAGGGUGUUUGAGAAUUUCUGUUAACAUAAGAAUAUAGCAUCACAAUCAAGUAUUAUAUUGCAGCAACGGGAAUGCAGACUUUAGGGGAUCUUUAACUUUCUUUGUUGGUAUCUAACGGGUGCAUUUUAUUUUAUGGCCAGGUUGUAACAGCAGAGAAGGCAAGUAAAGG